Brassicogethes aeneus is the source of this 529-nucleotide messenger RNA. The record is from the annotation of a GenBank genome assembly. NCBI's taxonomy places the organism in Eukaryota, Metazoa, Arthropoda, Insecta, Coleoptera, Nitidulidae.
GACAGUUGUCAAACAAAGUUUGUUUUGCAUUUAUAAACAAUUUAAAGCAUUAUGGCAGAAGAUAUGGACUCAGACGGCAUUACAGACUCACCAAAAAAAGGACCAACAUUAUCAACAUCGACUUCAAGUUUUGAAGCCCUAGAUCCUCAUGACCCGAAUUUAAGCAAAUUAGCGAAUAACAUGUUCAGUAAAACUUCCGAGUAUUUGUAUGGGGAGUUAACGUCCACCCUGGACGAUUACAGAUUGUUGGAAAACAUGAAUCGAGCAACGAUUACAAAGUAUUCAGAUAUGAAGCACAUAGCUGGCAAUGUGUCGAAAAGUAUGGCGGAAUUGAACGAAAAAUAUGAGAGUUUGGCGCCUUUAUUACAGCAAAUCGACCAAAUAGAAGACAGCGUCGUCAAGUUGGAACAAGCUGCAUACAAACUGGAUGCCUACUCUAAAAGGCUAGAAGCCAAGUUUAAAAAUCUCGAAAAACGUUAGUUUAUGUAAAGUAUAUUUUGUAAAUAAAGUGUUAUAAAGUUUUAACAGU